Camelina sativa (false flax) is the source of this 2448-nucleotide messenger RNA. Its product is annotated as BEL1-like homeodomain protein 2. Gene Ontology annotation, biological process: regulation of DNA-templated transcription. The record is from RefSeq and is a predicted model, not a curated record. Lineage: Eukaryota; Viridiplantae; Streptophyta; Magnoliopsida; Brassicales; Brassicaceae. Gene Ontology annotation, molecular function: DNA binding.
UAUAUGUUUUGUUAUUAUUAUAUUUUGUAAAAUGCUGAAUAAACUCCUAGUAACAAAGAAAAGGAGAGUCCAGAAAAGAGAAAGCGAGAGAGAGAGAAAGAAAACGAUACCUAAGCUCAAUUAUCUUCUCUGCAACAAACUCCCAAAGGAUCCGAUAGGUGAUAUUUAUAAACAUAUCAUGAAGAAGAAGAUUGAAGUAUUGAUAUGGGAAUAGCUAAAACUUCAUCUACUACUUCUACAAUUCUUUUGAAGACUCAUCACAAUAAUUCUAUGUCCCAAGAUUAUCAUCAUCAUCAACAACACCAAGGAGGAAUCUUCAGCUUCUCUAAUGGAUUCGACCGAUCAGAUUCUCCUAAUUUAAUAGCUCAGCAGAAGCAAGAACAUCAAAGGGUAGAAGAGAUGGACGAGGAAUCCUCAGUCGCCGGAGGAAGUGGGAUUCCGGUCUAUGAAACUGCCGGAAUGUUAUCCGAGAUGUUUAAUUUCCCCGGAAGCAGCCGCGGAAGAAGAGAUCUCGACCACGCCGCCCAAUCUUUCCGGUCAAAUAGGCAGUUGCUUGAUGACCAACAUCAGAAUAUUCCGGCCAUGAAUGCUACGGAUUCUGCCACCGCCACAGCUGCCGCCGCCAUGCAGUUGUUUUUGAUGAAUCCACCGCCACCGCAACAACAACCACCGACGUCUCCGUCUUCCACAAGUACCACAAGGAGCCACCACAAUUCUUCAACUCUUCACAUGUUACUUCCACCAACAACAACUGAUCAUCAUCAGAGCUACGAUCAUAAUAAUAUGUCUAUGCAUCAGCUUCCACAUCAUCAUCAUCAUAACCAACAGAUGACGUGGCAGUCUUCUUCUUCCGACCAUCAUCAUCACAACAACCAAACCGAGAUCGGGACCAUCCACGUGGAAAACAGCGGUGGACGAGGCUUGUCCUUAUCUCUCUCAUCGUCUCUAGAGGCUGCUGCAAAAGCUGAAGAGUAUAGAAACCUUUACUACGGAUCCAACUCUUCUAACGCAUCAUCCCAUCAUCAUCAUCAAUACAAUCAAUUCAAGACUCUUCUUGCUAAUUCUUCACAGCAUCACCAAGUAUUAAACCAAUUCCGAUCAUCUCCGACCGCUGCCACGGCUCCUUCCUCUUCCAUCGGAGCCGUCAAUAUCUUAAGACACUCGAGGUUCACAACGGCCGCGCAAGAGUUGUUGGAAGAGCUUUGUAGUGUUGGAAGAGGAUUUUUGAAGAAGAACAAACUUAAGAACAGCUCAAACCCUAAUACUAGCGGUGGAGACGGCGGUGGUGGUGGCAGCUCUCCUUCGUCGGCUGGAGCAAUCAAGGAUCAUCCUCCUUUAUCGGCGUCUGAUCGGAUUGAGCAUCAAAGAAGGAAAGUGAAGCUACUCACCAUGCUUGAAGAGGUGGACCGACGGUACAACCAUUACUGCGAGCAAAUGCAGAUGGUUGUGAACUCUUUCGAUAUAAUAAUGGGCCAAGGUGCAGCGUUACCAUACACGGCAUUGGCUCAAAAAGCUAUGUCGAGGCAUUUUCGAUGUCUUAAAGAUGCGGUCGCAGCUCAGCUUAAGCAGAGUUGUGAACUUCUUGGGGACAAAGAUGGAGCGGGAAUGUCUUCUUCCGGAUUAACUAAAGGCGAAACUCCGCGGUUGCGUUUACUAGAACAGAGUUUACGUCAGCAACGUGCGUUUCACCAAAUGGGUAUGAUGGAACAAGAAGCGUGGCGGCCACAACGCGGUUUGCCUGAACGCUCCGUUAAUAUCCUUAGAGCUUGGCUCUUCGAGCAUUUCCUUCACCCGUAUCCAAGCGAUGCAGAUAAACACCUCUUGGCUCGACAGACUGGUUUAUCCAGAAAUCAGGUGUCAAAUUGGUUCAUUAAUGCUAGGGUUCGUUUAUGGAAACCAAUGGUGGAAGAAAUGUAUCAACAAGAAUCAAAAGAAAGAGAAAGAGAAGAGGAAUUAGAAGUUAACGAAGAAGAUCAAGAAACAAAAAACAGCAACAACGACAAGAGCACGAAAUCCAACAACAAUGAAAGCAACUUCACUGCCUCUCGGACCACUUCACAAACUCCAAUAAUAACCGCACCAGACGUAUCAGACGCAGACGCAGACGCGGCAGUAGCAGUAGCGACAGGCCACCGUCUAAGAUCCGACAUUAAUGCUUACGAAAACGACCCUUCAUCGCUUCUACUCCCUUCCUCUUAUUCCAACGCCGCCGCUUCGUCUGCCGACUUGGGUUCUCGUUACGGUGGUUCGGCCGCGUUUUCCGCGGUUGCCACGUGUCAACAAGGUGUUGGCGGGUUCGAUGAUGAUGCUGACAUGGGUGGUGUUAACGUCAUAAGGUUUGGGACAAACCCUACCGGUGACGUGUCACUCACGCUUGGUUUACGCCACGCUGGAAACAUGCCUGAUAAAGACCCUUCUUUUUGCGUUAGAGAGUUUGGGGGUUUCUAG